Molecule: messenger RNA, 2297 nt
Organism: Chlamydomonas reinhardtii
Lineage: Eukaryota; Viridiplantae; Chlorophyta; Chlorophyceae; Chlamydomonadales; Chlamydomonadaceae
Exons: 9
Coding region: 264-1265 (333 amino acids)
Biological process (GO): peptidyl-serine phosphorylation; signal transduction; endocytosis
Cellular component (GO): cytoplasm; nucleus
Molecular function (GO): protein serine/threonine kinase activity; ATP binding
Source: RefSeq, a predicted model, not a curated record
UUCACUAGAGCCUCGCUUAAAAACCGGACAUAUACAACCUAGUAGAAGCACUGCUCAUAGGGGGCCGCGGGUAAAGUCAUUAGCGGCCUUUGGGACUGAGAAGCACCUAGAGACCGAACCUGAUACGUUGCAUGGACGCGAACUGGUAAGCGCACGCUUGAGCGCGCGCACAGUUACGUGCUUCGCGGGGGCUGAGAGCCGGGAGCGAGUUCUCCGCCGGCAACGAGGAGGAGCAGCUGAGGAGCUAGCAGCAGCGAGGCGCCAUGGCGUUGGACAUUCGGAUUGCUGGCCGCUAUCGGCUUGGGCGCAAGAUUGGCGGUGGCAGCUUCGGUGAUAUCUACCUUGGAACGAACAUCCAGACCGGCGAGGAGGUGGCCAUCAAGCUGGAGUCGGUCAAGACGCGGCACGCGCAGCUGCUGUACGAGUCGAAGCUGUACAAGAUUCUGCAGGGCGGAGUCGGCAUCCCCAACGUGAGGUGGUAUGGCGUGGAGGGCGACUACAACGUCAUGGUCAUCGAUCUACUGGGCCCCAGCUUGGAGGACCUGUUCAACUUCUGCAACAGAAAAUUCAGUCUCAAGACGGUGCUCAUGCUCGCGGACCAGCUGUUAUCACGAGUGGAGUUUGUGCACUCGCGCAGCUUCAUCCACAGAGAUAUCAAGCCUGAUAACUUCUUGAUGGGCCUGGGCAAGAAGGCGAACCAGGUGCACAUUAUUGACUUCGGUCUGGCGAAGAAGUACCGGGACCCCAAAACCCACAUCCACAUUCCCUACCGGGAGAACAAGAACCUGACGGGCACGGCCCGCUACGCCUCCAUCAACACCCACCUGGGCAUCGAGCAGAGCCGCCGCGACGACAUGGAGUCGCUCGGCUAUGUGAUGAUGUACUUCCUGCGCGGCUCGUUGCCGUGGCAGGGCCUCAAAGCCACGACGAAGCGGCAGAAGUACGAGAAGAUCAGCGAAAAGAAGAUGUCGACGCCCAUCGAGGUGCUGUGCAAGGGCUACCCGAUGGAGUUCGUGACAUACUUCCAGUACUGCCGGUCGCUGCGCUUCGACGACAAGCCGGACUACUCCUACCUGCGGAAGAUGUUCCGCGACCUGUUCGCCCGCGAGGGCUACCAGUGGGACUACGUGUUCGACUGGACCAUCCUCAAGCACCAGCAGAGCGGGACGGUGCCGCGGCCGGCCGUGCCACGGGUGCCGGAGCCGGCGGCCGGCGAGGGCGAGGAGGCGGCGGACCCCGCCUACGGCGGCCGGUUCGACUUCUAAGCACGCAAUCGCAUGGGCUCAUUGCGGGGCUGUGUUGUUGAGUGGAGGACGGCCUGCUGGCUGCACACUGCCGCUGCCAUGUGAAUGACGAAGCAGCAGCCGAGCCGGCUGUUUGAACAGACAGCUGCCAGCACUGAUAGCCUGGCGAAGGGUUCCUGGCACGUACGUGUCGAUUGGGGAAGGGGAUAUGCUGGCGCGUUGUCGACGUUGCACUACCUACGGGAUGGGCAUUGGGGCCUCAAAAGGCGCCUGAAAUCCAGGCUACUGCGCGUGACAAACCGUGCGCUGGCACCUGCAAGGCCUUUACGGGCAGGACUACCAUCGCGCUAGUGCAUGGCUGGCAUAGCUUUCCUUUACGACGGUACCAGGUAUUGGGGAGGCAGCUGGUCACCAGAUAGCGUUAGUGUUUUGAUGCAUGCUGUGGGGAGUUGGGGUAGCGAUAAGACUGCUGGGUGAGGAAUUGCGCGGGGUUUAGGGUUGUAUGUUUAUGGCAGACUCCAGGCAGGCCUGCUACUGGACUUGAGAAUGACGAGGAUAGAUAUUGUAUCGGUCGUAGGCAGCUACCUUUGCGGCCUGCGGGAGAGGUCAGAGUUUGUCUCAAAGACAUUGCUGCCGAUGCCGGCGGAGUGCGUAAGCAGUCUAUCCCAACGCAUUCUGGCCGCGCAGGGGGGCAUAGGACAAUUUGUGUGGUGGAAUGCAGCACUGGGUGUUGGAGAGGAAGGCGAUGAUAACCGAAGGGUGCACAUCGGCACAGACGCCAAGACGGAGCAAGAGGCGCGCUGCGGGCGUACGCACGUGUGCAGCCUUUGUAACCGCGAGUGUCGCGCCCUAUGAUAGGACACUGAACACUUCGUGUGCCUGACGCCGACUUGUUUGCAGAUCUGUCGGCCUCUGCAAUGGCCGUGUUCACCCCUGGCCGUGUUGGCUAUGGCGUAGGCGGCCGGGAGCGCAUGCGUAGCGAGCGAGAGGGUGGCGCAAGCCGAUCACGUUCGGGCUCACAUGUUGCCAAGAGUUUAAACGUCCACUAGGACG